This is a messenger RNA of Triticum aestivum (bread wheat), 1413 nucleotides long. Its product is annotated as thaumatin-like protein. The record is from RefSeq and is a predicted model, not a curated record. The coding region runs from base 166 to 1413 and encodes 415 amino acids. The transcript has a single exon. Gene Ontology annotation, molecular function: ATP binding; protein kinase activity. Gene Ontology annotation, biological process: protein phosphorylation. Lineage: Eukaryota; Viridiplantae; Streptophyta; Magnoliopsida; Poales; Poaceae.
UGCUGACCGUUGAAUGAUUCCACACAAGGACCCUGUCGAUGCGGUCCCUGUCUACAAUCCCCUACCACUCUUGUACCCUGUUAGCCAUCACAAGGACCCUAUUGUAAGUUUCCAACUAAGACUCCGAUUCAAGUUAACGCGUGCAAGCAAAAAAACGUAACAAAAAUGGCAGUGGCGAGUACCUCUUCGGCUCUCCGGCUCCUGCCUCUCCUCCUCGCACUCCUACUCGCUGCCACCAGCGAGGCCACCACAUUCAAAAUCAUCAACCAAUGCUCCUACACCGUGUGGCCAGCCGCUCUACCGGGAGGUGGCGUGAAGCUUGAUCCGGGGGAGACGUGGGCGUUGAACAUGCCCGCUGGUACCUCAACAGGGCGCAUCUGGGCACGCACAGGCUGCUCACUCCUUGGCAAAGGUGGGUCAUGCCAAACUGGCGACUGCAGCGGCUUGCUCGCCUGUACGGUCAGUACUCGAUCGCCCAUCACGCUGGGCGAGUUCAGUCUUGCCCAAGGCCAAAGUGAUGAUGAUUUCUUCGACAUCUCGCUCAUUGAUGGCUUCAACGUGCCCAUGGACUUCCUGCCGGUGCCGGUUCAGGGAAGGUCAGGAUGCAGCAAGGGGCCGCGUUGUGCAGCCAACAUCACAUCGCAGUGCCCAAGAGAGCUGAAGGCUCCAGGAGGGUGUAACAAUCCCUGUACUGGGAGCACGACAAGCCGUUGCAACACAAGUUACUCAGCCUUCUUUAAGCAGAUGUGCCCAUAUGCCUACAGCAAGCCUGAUGAUACAUCCACUUACUCUUGCCCGUCGGGCACAAAGUACCAGGUCAUCUUCUGUCCCCUGAUUAAUCAAACACUCUCACCUACAGAUGAAAGUCCCCUGCCUGCACCCCCGGCCAAGGCAACACCUUCGACCCCAAGUACUCUGCCUACAGCUAUUGGGCCAACAAGCAUGAAACCUAAAUCCCCCUCUGGAAGAAGAGUUGUUGCAAUUCUAGCUCCUGUAGGCGGCUUAAUUUUGCUCACCAUCUUGUUCCUCAUCGCCUUCUUUAUAUGUAAACGAAGAACACAACAACAACAUGAGAUGGAAGAAGAGGAAGAGUUUGGGGAGCUAGAAGGAACACCAAUGAGGUUCACAUUUCAACAGCUAAGAGCAGCAACCGAGCAAUUUGCAGACAAGCUCGGGGAAGGAGGAUUCGGGUCUGUUUUCAAGGGACAGUUUGGUGGUGAAAGGAUUGCAGUAAAACGUUUGGAUCGAACUGGUCAGGGCAAAAGAGAAUUUUCGGCAGAAGUUCAGACAAUUGGCAGCAUUCAUCAUAUUAAUCUGGUGAGAUUGAUUGGUUUCUGUGCAGAGAAAUCCCACAGGCUCUUGGUAUAUGAGUACAUGCCCAAAGGAUCCUUGGACAGAUGGAUCUAUUGUUGA